AUGCAUUUCUCGUCUACGCUGAACCCACUGUCUAAAUCUAAUGGCGACGUUCCAAUUGCGAUCGUAUCGUAUGAGGGAAAGAGGAAAUUUGUGCUGAAGACGGAGACUUUUGAGGAUAUGAUUGAUCUAGUUCGGGGAUACUUCAAUUUAGCGCAGGACCCCACCUUCAUCAGAUUAGAGACGUGCACACUCGACGUUUGUCAAGGGAGGUCCAUUGAAGUUGAUGCGAGUGCCUGGGUGCAUAUGUGGCGUGUUCUAGACGAGAUUACUGUUGUGGCCGCUCCAGAAAAUAGAACUAUGGCUCCAAUCGUUCCCUCGGCACCUGACACAUCACCCUCCAUUUCGACCGCUGUUCUACCUGCAAACCAAGAGCAACAUACUCCGCCUGUGGCUGGUCGCAGUGCGCUCACCACAACAUCACCGGCUCCUUCCAUUCCAACUGCUGUUGCACCACCAAACCAAGAGCAACAUACGCCUGUGGCCGGUGGCAGUGCGCUCACCAUUUCGCCUUCCCUAUCGCUUCACGGUCUACUUCUUGAACGACCCAGUAAAACUCCACUCAUGGAAUACGUAUCCCACGGCGAACGCGACAACGACGAAUCAGCGACGGACGAACUUGUGGAAGACAGUGCGACGGUCGGUCAGGCAACCGACGCGCCAUCUUGGUUCAUUUUGAGCAGCCCAACUAACGAAGUCAAGUUGGAGAAAAAGCUGAAUACGACGACGACGGGAGAUGGUAGUACUACAUGGGAACACAAAAAGCCCCGCGCACCGGCAACAUCUUCUACCGAAAACGACGUCUUUACUUCCACCAAAGGCUCAGAAAUCGGCACCAACGACGUUGGCAAACAGGCGAACGAGCGGUUCAGCAUUUCCAUCAAGGGGCCUGACGGCCGUUCCCUCGAUUUCAGGCUGAAAAAAUCGCAUACGGUACAAAAGGUCCUUUUAACCGCGUGCAAGUAUUUCAUGGUGGACUUUCAUAGUGGGUAUUUGUGUAACGAUGACGAUGACGCCCUUAACAAUUCGGACACGGUGAUGCAAGCUGGUUUGAGGAAUGGAUCGAAUUUGGUUCUUUGGGUUGGUCAACCGGAGUCGGAGAGUGGGGAGGAGGAGGAUUAGUAGCUAGCUAGUCUUCAUUCUGUAUCUGUUUACUUGUACUUGCCCUCAUCGAGCGCACUCAGUGUUGAAAUAAAUUUGAUUGCUUU
This is a messenger RNA of Laccaria bicolor S238N-H82, 1205 nucleotides long. RefSeq lists its product as uncharacterized. NCBI's taxonomy places the organism in Eukaryota, Fungi, Basidiomycota, Agaricomycetes, Agaricales, Hydnangiaceae. The coding region runs from base 1 to 1119 and encodes 372 amino acids. The transcript has 6 exons. The record is from RefSeq and is a predicted model, not a curated record.